AACUGCAUAGACAGGCCAGCACAGCCAGCCUUGCAGCCUGAGAUAAGGCCUUUGGCGGGUGUCUCCCCUAUCGCUCCCUCAAGCCCUCAAGUAGGUGUUGGAGAGAGGGGUGAUGCCUGGUUCUGGUGGAACCCCUGCAGAGAGACGGACACAGGAUGAGUUCUAAGUACCCGCGGUCUGUCCGGGGCUGCCUGCCCCUCUGGGCCCUAACACUGGAAGCAGCUCUCAUUCUCCUCUUCUUUUUUUUUACCCACUACGACACUUCCUUAGAAGAUCAAAAGGGGCUCGUGGCAACCUAUCAAGUCGGCCAAGAUCUGACCGUGAUGGCGGCCCUUGGCUUGGGCUUCCUCACCUCGAACUUGCGGAGACACAGCUGGAGCAGUGUGGCCUUCAACCUCUUCAUGCUGGCGCUUGGUGUGCAGUGGGCAAUCCUGCUGGACGGCUUCCUGAGCCAGUUCCCUCCCGGGAAGGUGGUCAUCAGACUGCUCAGUAUUCGGCUGGCCACCAUGAGUGCUAUGUCGUCGCUGAUCUCAGUGGGUGCUGUCCUGGGGAAGGUCAACUUGGUGCAGUUGGUGGUGAUGGUGCUGGUGGAGCUGACAGCUUUUGGCACCAUGAGGAUGGUCAUCAAUAAUAUCUUCAAAACAGACUACCACGUGAACAUAAUGCACAUCCACGUGUUCGCAGCCUAUUUUGGGCUGACUGUGGCCUGGUGCCUGCCAAAGCCUCCACCCAAGGGAACGGAGGAUAAAGAACAGAUACGAAACAGCCCCAGUUUGUCUGCCAUGCUGGGCACCCUCCUCUUGUGGAUAUUCUGGCCAAGGUUCAACUCUGCUCUGCUGACAAAUCCAAUCGAAAGGAAGAAUGCCGUGUUCAACACCUACUAUGCUCUAGCAGUCAGCACAGUGACAGCCAUCUCAGUGUCAUCCUUGGCUCACCCUCAAGGGAAGAUCAACAUGACUUAUAUGCACAAUGCGGUGUUGGCAGGAGGCGUGGCUGUGGGUACCUCGUGUCACCUGAUCUCUUCUCCAUGGCUUGCCAUGGUGCUGGGUCUUGUGGCUGGGCUGAUCUCCAUCGGGGGAGCCAAGUGCCUGCCGGUGUGUUUUAACAGAGUGCUGGGGAUUCACGACAGCCACGGCGUGCACUACACCUUCGGCUUGCCGGCUCUGCUUGGAGAGAUCACCUGCAUUGUGCUGGUGGUGCUUCGUACCGUCUGGGCCGGCAAUUACAUGAUUGGCUUCCAGAUCCUCUUCAGCACUGGGGAACUCAGCUUGGCCAUAGCGAUAGCUCUCACGUCUGGUCUCCUGACAGUUUCCUCAUUUGGCUGUUGGAUUUUAAGCAAAAGCAUCCAAGAAAAACAAGGCCUGUUCAAAAACAAGACAACUUCCUUUCACUGUUGCCUGCAUUUGUACGUGAGAAACGCUCAUGACAGCAAAGUCUCCUUAUAUACAAUGAAACAAGGUCAGAGACAGAUUUGAUAUUAAAAAAUAAAAGACUAAAAACUUAGUUUGAGUCAAUUUAAUAAGUUUAAAAUAAAUGUUUAGUUUCAUUAGGAUGAUGCUAUCAAUAUUUUCUUGGUUACAGACACAUUAUUAAAAUUUUGGGUUAAUUUUAUUGACAAUUCUUAAGAUUCUUUCUCAUGCUUAAUAAAGCAUGCUACCCAGUUAACUCUUAUCUACAUCAGCAAAGCAGAUAAUACAAAACAGGAAAAUUACGAAUCACUGACACUGAGUCCUUGUGGGAAUCAUGCUUUUAUCCCAGCAGUUUCACAAGGUGGCUGGCAUUCCCUGAGCAUAUUAUGAAUUGCACUGUAAGAGGUUGUGCUCAGUUGUAGGGUGGGGGGAUGCACUGCCUGAGGAUUAAAAAACUAGUUCUGUGACCGUGAGGAAGUCAUUUAAAUUUCCAUGGUCUGUUCCCUCCUAUGUGAAAAGAGAAGGUGGACUUCAACCUCUAAGAUCUUCUCCAGUUUUCACAUUUUAUGGACCUUUGUAGAAAAAACAUCAGGAGUUCAUGUGGGAUGACAGCAAGUCAUUUCUUUGAGAAGAGUCUUGAUCACCAGGCAAUAUUCACAGCAUAGAGACUGUCAGAUGACGAUGGCUAGCAUGGAAAUGAGACCCACAUAUUUAAAUCACCCAGCAAAUAUUCCGAAGGCUAACUGUAGCACAUUUUAUGAAAGACAUUUCAAACUGUGGUCCUGAAGAGUGUAUCCCAUCUUGCAGAGGUGGGGAGCCUGCGGGGACAAGAGUUCUGAAGAGGAAGAGACAACGAGAGUUCCCAGUAGCUAAUGUCUGUCAUUCUAGUUGACCGUGCUGGUCUAUUAGGCUAGUGGUUCAGUACACAGAUGAAAUGAAACAUGGAACCCAGUUUACUAUCAGAACAACUACAAGGAAAUUGUCCCCUGUGUAAGACUGGAGUGUCAAGUCUCUGCACCCUUUUUUCCUCUUUCCUUCAAUGGUGGGUGUGGAGUGACUGUGCGUCCCACCAGAACCACGUGUCAUGGCUGAGUCACAUCCUCCUGCCCUUGGAAUGAGAGGCACAGCGGAAGAGCUUCACACGGAAGGGACACAGGGAGACUGGUGCCUGGACCAUGGUGCUUCUCUCUUCCAACACGUCCACUCACCCCUUGGGAGACCCUCAAAAGCCAGUUACAUUACAUGUUCACAGAAUUUUUGGUAAAAGUAAAUACCAAUUAUAGUGAGGAAGAACUUUGACCAUGAAAUAUUUUAAAAACUAAAAAAUGUUUAUAUUUCAUUUAACAUUUGACACAGAAGAGACCACAUUUGAAUAAACACAUUCAAUCUUGAGAGCACUUUCAUUGUGGUUUUGGACCUCAGAUAUGACAAAUACUUAUAUUGACAAAUCCAUAAUUUCUUUUGUAAUUUCUUUUUAUUUUUACAAAUUAUACCAUGAUAAAAUUUGACAAAAAUUAUUCAUGUGAAAGUUUCCUUUAACAUUUUAUAAGUUAAUCAAGUGCAUACCACAAUAGAUUUUUGGUUGUUGUUUAAAUAGGGUGUUCUCGUGAUUUUAGUAUUACACAACUUUAAGCUGAGACUACACUCAGAAAUAAGUUUAGAAAACGGCAUUACAAAAGGUUGGGAGUGAGCAGUAAAAAAAACAAACAAACCCAUGCAGGGCUGUUGUGCUGUGGGAAAUCAGAUGUGUUCACUGCCAUAAGUCUUCAGUGCGGCCAAACUUAAAAACCAGCCCUC
Molecule: messenger RNA, 3206 nt
Organism: Nomascus leucogenys (northern white-cheeked gibbon)
Lineage: Eukaryota; Metazoa; Chordata; Mammalia; Primates; Hylobatidae
Gene: RHCE
Product: Rh blood group CcEe antigens
Exons: 9
Coding region: 156-1475 (439 amino acids)
Biological process (GO): ammonium transmembrane transport; ammonium homeostasis
Cellular component (GO): plasma membrane
Molecular function (GO): ammonium channel activity
Source: RefSeq, a predicted model, not a curated record